CGCCUUAGUCCACGAUCUUUAAGAUCUAACUGGUUAGGCAUUAGUGGUUUUCGGGAAAAAAGAAGAAGAAAAAGAGAAGGGAAAAGGGAGAAAAAAAGAGGGGAAAAGGGGAAAAAUGGGAAACGCUAACGGGAGAGAGGGCGGAGAAGGAGACAUGGCCGGAAAAGACGCUGGAGUUGACUUUCCGGCGGGUUUUCUGGCGGAUUCCGAUAGGCUUGCGAGGCCAUUGUUGUCGGAAUCUAUGGGGAAUACGCCUACUGAGAGCCCCCGACGGUCACGAUCGCCCCUCAUGUUUGCUCCUCAGAUGCCCAUCGCUCCAUUACAGAGGGCUUCUGAUCUUCCUCUAGCUCUUGGUCAGUCAUGGGUGAACAACCAUCAUGGAACUGAAGAUGUGCCACAGGAAAAUGGAAUCGCGACCUUGAUUACAUGGAAUCAUGGGGGCAAUAAUGUUGUAGUGGAAGGAUCGUGGGACAAUUGGAUGUCUAGGACGACUUUGCAGAGAGCAGGAAAGGAUCAUGUCUUGCUGUUUGUUCUCCCGUCUGGGGUUUACCACUACAGGUUUAUAGUGGACGGAGAAUGGAGAUACAUUCCAGAACUUCCUUAUGAAACUGAUGAGAUGGGUCAUCUUUCUAAUGUCCUUGAUGUUCAUGAACACGUGCCCGAGAGUGUUGAAAGUGUGUCAGAGUUUGAGGCACCGCUAUCACCUGACUCGAGCUACGACCAGCCAUUCCCAGUCAUGGCAGACUUUGCAAAGGAGCCACCAAUGGUCCCACCUCACCUUCAUCUAACAGUGUUGGGCAUGAGAAAUCAAUCAGAUGCAUCACAUACCACAUCGAGGCCCCAUCAUGUAGUUCUCAACCAUCUUUUUUUUGAGAAGGGGUGGGCUUCUCAGUCCCUUGUGGCUCUUGGCUUGACUCACCGGUUUCAAAGCAAAUAUGUCACUGUUGUCCUCUACAAGCCUUUGAGGAGGUGAAGUCAUCCUAUCUUUCUUUUUUGUUCAAGUGCCAGAGAAGGUGAAUUCUUGUUGUAAAUAAUCAGUUCGUCUUUGGGCCUUUUUCUUUCUUUUUGUUUUUUUGCCCUUUUUCUUGUGGAUCUCUGUGAUUUUCUUCUAAGCUUGCAAAUCUGAUGGUUUUACAGGAAGAGCAAUCUGUCAAUAGAUCAACUUUCUUUUCGUUUUUCUUUUUGUUUCUAUUUUUUUUCUUGACACUACGUGUUGGUUGAGCCAUCAAAUGAGUUUUGAUUGCCUGUGGAUUUCCUGAGUAGUGGGUGAAGAUAUUUUAGUGCAACUCAAGAGGAAAUAGUGAUGCCUCUUAGUGUACAAGUAUAACGGGCUGACAGAAUUUUGGUUAUUAAUAAGGUUUGAAAUGUUGGGCUU
This is a messenger RNA of Amborella trichopoda, 1375 nucleotides long. It is a transcript of the gene AKINBETA1, whose product is annotated as 5'-AMP-activated protein kinase beta-2 subunit protein. The record is from RefSeq and is a predicted model, not a curated record. Lineage: Eukaryota; Viridiplantae; Streptophyta; Magnoliopsida; Amborellales; Amborellaceae. Gene Ontology annotation, molecular function: protein binding.